AUGGCACGUCGUUGGCUGCCAAUCCUGGAAGAUGAUGAAAAGUGGCAGUCCGAAAGCAACGCCGAGUUGACAGGAGACCAUCCUGACUUCACCAAAUUCGUGGAGCACCUGGACUAUCUUCUGCUGCGUCAGAAGGUGGAAUCUUCAGACAGCCAGCAGUCUCGCGUGCACGAAAGCCUCCUGAAUCCUUUGCCUGCAGGGUUUCCGACUGUGCUUGGCGCAGUUGUGACAGACUAUCUGUCUGAUCAGUACAUUGCUGCGGAUGUAGACCAGCGGUGGGGACGAGAGCCUAAGUUGGAGAGGCAACCCCUGCUCAUCGAAAUGACUCAUGCAGACGGCAGUGCUUUGGCAUCCUUCCAGCUGCAUCUGCCGGCGGAUGCCACACCCGGUCGUGUGAGAGAGCUCGUGGCCUCGAAGAAGGAUCUUCACAAGCAGGAUCUUCACACAAGUCAGAUUCGCGUGUUGAAGCAGAACGAGAGACUUCCCGCAGGGCAGCCUUGCAUCCGCCUCGAGGUCACAGGGAAUCACUUCAAGAGUGAAAUGGAAGGUUGGCCCGAGCACCCGCUCAAGCGUGAGCUUUGCGACUUCAUCAACAAGAUCGCGAAGAUGCGGAUGCCCCGGGCGCCAAACCAGAGGUGGGAUUCUACGUUCGAGUUUGCCAACCUCGUGUCUUUGAUCACGAAGAUCCUUCGGACCUUGGAGGCCCCCACGCGCGGGACGAAGAAGAAGGAGGAGGAGUGCGGAGAGUUUUACAGGGAGCUCCUGAAUACGCUGAGCUCCCACAUGGAUAUGGACAGUGCGAUCAAGCCAACGCCGGCGAGCCUUUUGGAGAAUCUGAGGGCCGAAUGGGAGUAG
Symbiodinium natans is the source of this 855-nucleotide messenger RNA. NCBI's taxonomy places the organism in Eukaryota, Dinophyceae, Suessiales, Symbiodiniaceae. The record is from the annotation of a GenBank genome assembly.